Molecule: messenger RNA, 951 nt
Organism: Puma concolor (puma)
Lineage: Eukaryota; Metazoa; Chordata; Mammalia; Carnivora; Felidae
Source: RefSeq, a predicted model, not a curated record
AUGACAGACAUUAUGCUAAGUGAAACCCCCUCUACGGUUCUAGAAGAAAUUUUGGCAAGUCUUAUCAUGUGGUUUUUCUACACCUUGAUUCCAUGUUUGCUCAUUGAUGGAGUGGCCAUCCUGCCUGCCCCUCAGAACCUCUCUGUACAAUCAACCAACAUGAAGCAUCUCUUGACGUGGAGCCCAGUGAUGGUGUCUGGAGAAAUAAUAUACUAUUUCGUUGAGUACCAGGGAGAGUACGAGAGCCUGUACAUGAGCCACGUCUGGAUCCCCAGCAGCUGGUGCUCACCCACCAAAGGUCCUGAGUGUGACAUCACUGAUGACAUCACUGCCACUGUGCCGUACAAUCUCCGUGUCAGGGCCACCCAGGGCUCAGAGACCUCAGCCUGGAGCACUCUGAAGCCUCCCUUCAAUCGAAAUUCAACCAUCCUUACCCCACCUGGGAUGGAUGUCACCAAGGACGGCUUCCAUCUGGUUAUUAAGCUGGAAGACCUGGGGUCCCAGUUUGAGUUCCUUGUGGCUUACUGGAGGAGGGAGCCUGGUGCCAAGGAACAUGUCAAAGUGGUGAGGAGCAGGGGCAUUCCGGUGCACCUGGAAACCAUGGAACCGGGGGCUGCAUACUGUGUGAAGGUCCAGACAUUCGUGAAGGCCAUCGGGAGACACAGCCCUUUCAGCCAGGCAGAAUGUGUCAAGGUGCAAGGAGAGACCCUCCCCCUGGCGCUGGCCCUGUUUGGGUUUGUUGGCUUUAUGCUGAUCCUCGUGGUUGUGCCCCUUUCCAUCUGGAAAAUGGGCCGGCUGCUCCGGCACUCCUGUUGCCCCGUGGUGGUGCUUCCCGACACCUUGAAAAUAACCAAUUCACCCCAGAAGUUAAUCAGCUGCAGGAGGGAAGAGGUGGAAGCCUGUGCCACUGCUAUGCUGUCUUCGGAGGAGCCCUUCAGGACCUGGAUCUAG